UAUGACAACAACCUUAAUUCUCAAGUAGUCUGCCUAAGGAAAAUCCACUGCUCCUUCAGGUCAUUCUUUCUCUCUCUAUAUCCCUUCUUGGGUUCUGUCUUAUAUAUGGAGACCCCAGCAUUAUCUAUAUAGAGAGAGAAAGAGAGAGAGUAUUAUUGUAAUACAUAUACAGAGAGAGAAAUGGAGAGCGGCGGCGGAGGUGGUGGUGCUGCAGGAGGCCGGAGCUGUUCAACGGCGGGGAACAAGAGAAAAAACGAGAAGCCUUAUAAAGGCAUAAGGAUGCGUAAAUGGGGAAAGUGGGUGGCAGAGAUAAGAGAACCAAAUAAAAGAUCAAGAAUUUGGCUGGGAUCUUAUUCGACAGCCGUGGCGGCGGCGAGAGCCUAUGACACCGCCGUGUACUAUCUCCGGGGUCCGUCUGCUAAGCUGAAUUUCCCUGAUGAAAUCGCAGCCGUCGGACUCAAAGACCUGUCCGCGGCAGCGAUACGCCAGUUGGCGGCUGAGGUUGGCGCCAGAGUUGAUGCACUUCAAUGUAAUUCCAUUAUUGGCACACAAUCGAAAGACCAUGCAAAUCUGUCUUUGCAACCUUCUUGGUUUCAAGAGAAGGUUGACUUGAACCAGAAGCCCAAGCCCGAACCCAACGAUCCAAGUCUUGAUUACUUGUGAAUAUUUGGCAUGUUGUACGAAUUGAAGGUAGAUGCUCGACUCGGCUGGACAAGAUUGUGAUAAGAAAUUUCACUUUUCGGCCAGCAAUAUUCAAUCUUCUUUAUCAAAUAUGCUAUCAAUUAAGUUAUUUUCGGAGUAUAAUAGUGAAGAACCAAGUCUUAAUUGCUUGUGAAUGUUUAGUACGUGGUAACAAAUAGACCAAAAUUUAAACUUUUUUUAGAUCUUAAUAUUUUUUACUCCUCUUUGCUUAAUAUUUUAUGAUUACUCUUAAGGUGUAUUGUAUCAAUUAAUAUUUUUCAUUGACACUAUUUUAGCUAUUUAUAUAUUUAGAUAGAACAGUUUUGAUGCUGUAACUUGGAA
This is a messenger RNA of Olea europaea var. sylvestris, 1023 nucleotides long. RefSeq names its product ethylene-responsive transcription factor ERF011-like. Gene Ontology annotation, molecular function: DNA-binding transcription factor activity; DNA binding. The coding region runs from base 181 to 663 and encodes 160 amino acids. The record is from RefSeq and is a predicted model, not a curated record. Gene Ontology annotation, biological process: regulation of DNA-templated transcription. NCBI's taxonomy places the organism in Eukaryota, Viridiplantae, Streptophyta, Magnoliopsida, Lamiales, Oleaceae. The transcript has a single exon.